Leptosomus discolor (cuckoo roller) is the source of this 927-nucleotide messenger RNA. RefSeq names its product UDP-glucuronosyltransferase 1A1. Gene Ontology annotation, molecular function: UDP-glycosyltransferase activity. The record is from RefSeq and is a predicted model, not a curated record. Lineage: Eukaryota; Metazoa; Chordata; Aves; Leptosomiformes; Leptosomidae.
AUGGCCCCUGUGCUUAGUGGUCAUCCUCAAGUCACAGCAAUGCUGGUUCUGCUCCUGUCCAUGCUCAGUUUGGCUGCUGGUGGGAAGCUGCUGGUGGUGUCGGUGGAUGGGAGUCCUUGGCUCAGCAUGCGGGAAGUUUUGGAUGCUCUGAGGCAGAAGGGACAUGAAAUAGUUGUUGUUGCACCUGAAGCCAGUUUACAAAUAAAGCCAACAAAGAAUUUCAUUAUGAAAAUGUACCCAGUCUCUUUCACAAAGGAAGAGCUGGAUGAGAAUUUCCAGGCAUUUUUACAAGAUCUACUUGAAGAAGGAACUUUUCUGGAAAGAUUUCUUAAAAUACACCAAGGUAUGAAAAGACUCUCUGAUAUGGCAAUCUCCAGCUGUGCACACUUACUGUACAACAAAGAGCUUGUCAGGUAUCUUGAGGAGAGCAAGUUUGAUGCUGUCCUUACAGAACCUGUAAUACCCUGCGGGCAGAUACUGGCUGAGCACCUUUCAGUCCCUUCUGUGUUUUUUUUACGAGCAUUACCAUGUGGUUUAGAUUUUGAAGCCACUCAGUGCCCCAAUCCCCCUUCUUAUGUCCCCAGGAUAUUUACAGAGUAUACAGACCACAUGAACUUUUUCCAGCGAGUGAAGAAUUUGAUCUUUGACAUCCCAAAUUAUUUUCUCUGUGAUUUUGUCAUUCAACCAUUUGAAAAACUGGCUUCUGAGUUCCUUCAGCGGGAUGUGACUGUUCUGGAUCUCUCACGCAAGGCCUCCAUUUGGCUCAUGAGGUUAGAUUUUGUGUUAGAUUAUCCAAGACCUUUGAUGCCCAACAUCAUUGUAAUUGGAGGAGUGAACUGUGCUCAUAAGAAGCUACCUCAGGUGGGUCAUGCUCCAUUUUUAAUUCAAGCUCUGACAGACUUCUGUGUUCACAAAGGAGGAAUUUAG